This is a messenger RNA of Eurytemora carolleeae, 1035 nucleotides long. RefSeq lists its product as uncharacterized. The transcript is spliced from 7 exons. The record is from RefSeq and is a predicted model, not a curated record. Lineage: Eukaryota; Metazoa; Arthropoda; Copepoda; Calanoida; Temoridae. The coding region runs from base 150 to 881 and encodes 243 amino acids.
AUCCGACUUUCUAAUCCUGGUUUAGCUCCUAGUCCAACAAUGAGCUGAAUAGAUUAUCAUAUUGGUGCUUUAAAUAUUUUAGACGCAACAGAUAGAAGUGAGAUUAGCAGCAAUUACCAUCGAUAAUUUUUCGCCAGUUUAGGGAGAAGAUGUGUUGUUUUCUCACGUCCUGCUGCUGUGGUUGGCAGUCCCUGGAGCAGGGUCUCUUCAUCCUAGCACUGGUCGACAUUCUCUUCAAUAUCCUCGUCAUCGGGUUCAAUAUUUCAUCAACCUUCUCCGGGUUCGCUAGUCUCAGUGGAGCUCUUAUCAUAGCAGAUAUAGGGUUGGCAGUCGGAGCUAAACUUGGGGUGAAACUAUUGAUACUGAUCUGGUUGGUGAUAUUCUUCCUUGAGAUCCUGAUCAGUGUUGUAGUUCCUCCCCUUGUCCUGAUUGCUCUACUAGUAGUUCAACAAGUUACAGGGAACAGUGACAGCUUUCUCUUCAACCUUGUCAAUCUUGACUUUGAGAGGGAUUCUCACAUUAAGUUCUAUAUCAAUAUUCUCAUUCGGUUUAUUGUUGGAUUCUUCUAUAUCUAUACUUGGAUGAUGGCACGCAGUCUUUUCAUGCUCAUAGGGAGGGUAGGAUACUCAGAUAAGAUGGAGCAGGGAGUACUAGUUGACAGAUCCGGGUGCAAACCCUUCAGUGAGUGCAGGGAUGAAUUAGUGAGGAUAGAUGAUGGAUUCCGUCCUACAUCAACCAAUAACGAGAUCAAACACAGGAACACGCUACAAAAGAUUGUUUACAAUGGUGGAGUUUGUCCAUCUGAGGACGGAGUAGCAUACUUUCCUCCGUUAUCAAGUGCUAGAAUUAGACCCGGAGCAGGAACUCCAACCCAACCAUGACUGAAGAGCGCAGGACGCGAUGUUCUCAAAACUCUCAUCAAAAUAUUCAAACAGAAGGACUGACAACUAUACACUGUAUGUAUCAGCUAGUUAAAGGAUUAAAUUAUUUAUUGUUCUAAUCAAGGUUAAACACAAAAAUAUAAAACUAUUUUGA